Molecule: messenger RNA, 1184 nt
Organism: Ceratosolen solmsi marchali
Lineage: Eukaryota; Metazoa; Arthropoda; Insecta; Hymenoptera; Agaonidae
Product: transmembrane emp24 domain-containing protein 3
Exons: 3
Coding region: 203-826 (207 amino acids)
Source: RefSeq, a predicted model, not a curated record
AUAGUGGCGACACGUAUCCGGCCACGUUAUAAGUUAAUCAUGAGGUGUAAUGUCAACUUGGCUCUCAACUUCAUGUCGGCGUAACAUUGGACCUUCCGUGUUUCCGUGUAUUAUUGUCUUUUAAUAUAAAAAUACGUUUGGAGAAGCUUAACUUUAAUGAUAGACAUUUGAGGGAACGAUUGAUUGAUUAAUCGAGGAUAAAAUGAAUUACCGGUCGCCGCUUUUGCUUUCGCUUUCAAUUCUCGGGCUCGUCUUCCGCGCAAGUGGUGUUGAAUUAACCUUCGAGCUCCCCGAUAACGCAAGAGAAUGUUUUUAUCAAGAAAUUGAAAAGAAUGUUACGUCCACUCUUGAAUUUCAGGUUGUUACUGGUGGUCAGUAUGAUGUUGACGUUACUUUAGAAUCUCCUACCAAAGAGAUUAUCUACAAACAAGUGAAAACUCAAUUUGAUUCGCAUACUUUUAAACCAUCUGUGUCGGGUGUUUACAAGGCAUGUUUCAGCAACGAAUUCUCCACGUUUUCUCAUAAACUUGUUUAUAUGGAUUUCCAAGUCGGAGAUGAGCCACCGCUUCCAGGCCUCGGCGAUCACGUCACUGUUAUGACUCAAAUGGAGUCUUCGGCUCAAGAAAUACACAGAAACCUAAAUCGUAUUCUUGACUACCAAACGCAUCAUCGUCUUAGAGAAGCUCAAGGUCGCAAAAGAGCCGAAGAUUUGAACGAUCGGGUUUUAUGGUGGUCCGUACAAGAGACCAUUGCUAUAAUUGUCACGAGCGUGGGUCAGGUAUUGAUUCUCAAAAACUUCUUCACAGAAAGGAAGCCACCGUAUUAGAGUAUUAAAUCGAUUUAGGUAAAGAAAUCUAUGAUAAAUAAACAUUGAUCAACUUAUAUCGUCCAUAUCCUUCAUUAACAUCCAAGCGACGGUCAAAGUUGAGGGACUUGGGUGCGACGUAUGGGAAUUAGAAAGGACACUGUUUGUGUGAAAUGUGAAAUUUAUGUGUGAAAAUCUGAUUAAAAUGUAUAUUUAAUUUUAAAUUUUGAAAGGAAUGUAUUUGGUCAUCACUGUUAAUUAACAAUUUAGUCAGUCUUUGUAACACUUGAUGAGAAUUGAAUGCGAGAUUGAGAAUUUGUGUGUGUUUUCUUAUAGUGCACAUGUAAUAUAAAACCAAAUUAAAACAUUUCUGAAAACA